Xiphias gladius (swordfish) is the source of this 4661-nucleotide messenger RNA. RefSeq names its product tumor protein p53-inducible nuclear protein 2 (gene tp53inp2b). Gene Ontology annotation, biological process: positive regulation of DNA-templated transcription; autophagosome assembly. The coding region runs from base 554 to 1519 and encodes 321 amino acids. The record is from RefSeq and is a predicted model, not a curated record. Gene Ontology annotation, cellular component: nucleus; autophagosome. NCBI's taxonomy places the organism in Eukaryota, Metazoa, Chordata, Actinopteri, Istiophoriformes, Xiphiidae. The transcript is spliced from 4 exons.
UCAGCUGGAGGCAGCAAUAAGCAGCGAGCAAAAUCUGCAGCGGAGAAGACAUAGAGGACGGGAGGGAGAAGAAAAACAAAAAAAAAAAGCUGCAGAUGUUAUGAUCUGAAAACAUCAGUGUAACAUUUUUACACGAAGCCCUUCUUCUGAGAAGAAAGCCUUUUAUUUUUGUAUAAUGGUGUUUUAACUACCUCACUCUAAGGCUACCUAAAGCUAUGCUUUAAAAAUUGUUGUCGUUUCUACUGUGUGUGAGAUCUCGUUUACAACUUGAAUAAUACCGCAAAGGCAGGCCUUUGCUCCAAACCAAGUGAAACCUUACAUUUGCACUACAGAAGCCUGUCCACUCCUGUUUGUCAAAACCGAGAUCCAGCAAAGGGCUUCAAGUGAAAAAAAAAAAAAAAAGAGAGACUCAAAAGAUCAGACAAAGAAUUGCAUAAAAUUGCAACAAGCGGUACAUUAACAGAAAUAAGAUAUUCAAAAAGGCAGCUACAGCUUUUUCUUUGUGGACAACAAACAUCAAGCAAGUCAUCAGCACUUGACAGUACAAGCAGUCAUGUUUCAGCGUCUGAGCAACCUGUUGUUUGGGGAGGUAGAAGAGGUGGCAGCUGAGCUGAAGGGACCCAACCCCUGUGUGACGGAGGCCGACGAAGAGGGAUGGAUGCUUGUCAAUCUGCCUGGAGAGUCUGACUACAUGAUGCAGACAGAGGAUGAGACGGGAGCCCCACUGAUUGCACAAUCAUUCCCAGACAGUAACCUAUCACAUCAUCAAGACACACAAACAAGGACUGAAUGCCCAGCCCCUAUUCCCCACCUAACUCAGAAGCGCCGUAGGACACAUAAAGGUCAGGCACGAGUUUCCGUAGCAUCAUCAGACACCCUGUCUUGCCCCGAUGCUAGCCCAUCAGACUUGGGUACCACUUCAACCGUGACCCUGCCAAGGCGGGCCAGACUGUCCACGCCCUCCACCACCCCGUCGAUGUCCCCUGGCUCUGGGAGUGAGUGUGGGGGCAGUGGGGGUAGCAGUAGGGCAGGCUCAGAGAGAGGCUGCAUGGAUGAGAGCUGGUUUGUCACCCCUCCCCCCUGUUUCACUGCAGAGGGAGCCACAGCAGAGGCCAGCCCGAUGGAGGACCUGCUCAUCGAGCACCCCAGCAUGUCUGUGUACGUCUCCCCGAACAACUUGUCCAUUGUCUCCAACAGCAACCUGUCUGUGGUGGGAGAGGAAAGCAUUGUCAGCCUGGCGAGUAGCGUGAGCAGAGUGGCUGAACCAGCUACUGCCCCUGCCACCUGCAGCACUAUGCCCACCAGGGUGACCCGUGGAGCAGCUGCCCAGGCUGGAGCUCUGGCCAAGGUCACCCAAGUGGCCAGGGUUCAGCGUAGCAAAGCCCGCAUCGAGAGGCGCCAUCUGGGCCGCAACCGCAUCCAACGCCAAAACCGCACCAGGGAGCAGGUCCCUCGCUGCGCCGCCCACGCCAGAAACACCUUCCUUCACCAGCCCAGCAAGCGUAACUUCUGCCACUAAAUCCCCGAGCAACCCGGGGGUAUCAUUUACUCUAAGGGCAUUAGACACACACCCAAGACACCUACAGCAUAUUUGCUCUCAUUUCUGCACAUUAUAUCACAUUAACUCAGAUACCAGUAGACCAGUAGCUCUUAUGUUUUGGUUUAUACACAAACUAACUCCACCUGGUAGUUUUUAUGCCGCAUUCUGCUGAACCAAGCCCUCUGAGUAGAUAUGUGUAGAUCUUUAUUAUACUUAUUGUCCAUUGCAGUAUCCAAGCAACUAAAAAAAAAUCUUCAAAAUAUUGACACAGGUUAUGCUUAGUAACAGUAAUGUCUGAAAAAAAAUAAAAAAUUUAGCACUAUUAAUUAUCUUUCCUUUCUUAGUAAAAUUUUUUUUUUCUUCCACUAUCCCUCAAGGCAUGUUUUUUUUUUUGAUUCAACCAUUACACCCCCUAAAUACUAUACUGAAUUUGGAGGUAAUGAUUUGAAAUUGAAAUAACCAAGUAUACUUUACUCUUUAAUGAGGGAACAGACUUUUCUGGUGAAAACAACGCAAAACGGAGACAAGUUAAGUCUUGGCAUCUUUUCAAUGAAAACAACUCAUAGUUUCUUUGGUGCUUUAAAUUAAAGGGGAUUUCUAUCAAAAUAUAACGUCAUUUUUAUUUAGAAAAGGUGGAUGGAUAUACCGUGUGUGACGAGGGUUAGAGGAAGAUCGCUGGACAUUUGUUUCUCUCCAGUUUGGUUUGCCAACAAGCAAAGACCAAGCCUAGGAAACAUGGCAUCUCGUUUCAUCAUAGGAAACAAACUGUUGUGAGAUUUCUCUCUUCUCACUUUGUGAAGGUUGAGAGCAAGUAGAAGAUGGUGAAAGUAUGAGCAAAUCAGACUAAAGAGUAAAAGAAAUGACAUGUUGAAUUAAAACUAGAUAGUAGUAAAAUGAAUGGGGUUAAUAUUAAAUGGUCAUAGGAACGUGUUAUGUAACCCUCAGAACAGCCUUUUAAUGAGUGAAAUUCAACAUCAAGCUCUAUUGGAUAGCAUUUAGAAAAUGGCCCGUUUUUAUGUGUCUCUUUUUGUGCAGAUGAAAAUAGGUGUUAUGGGCAGCCACAGAAUGCCUUUGAAUGCAGUGAAAGCAUGCAGGGCUGGCCUUUGGGUUGCAGGGUAUGGCAGGUUAUAGUAAGUAAAGAGCGGUAUUGAUGGUAACUCUUUAUUUUGUUUUGUUACCCUGUUUUCUGCUCAUUUUGUCCUGUAAAUUGUCAUAUUAUUUCACGGUCUCUCUCUGCGUUGUUCCGGCAAAGAAAGAAAAGAAAGCCUGUUCCUGUCAGACAAAGAGAAAGUACGCAUUUGGCUUUUAAAGCCAACAAAUUACAAAAAUCACUUCCUAUGGAUCAUAUACAGCAUGGUGAUCAUUAAAUGUGUGGUCUGUAAACUAAUUUGCCCAGCACACAUCAGUCACGUUCAUCCACAGUGUGUGCUGUGAUCCUAUGUUAUCCAUGUCAACACCAAAAGAAAGUACGAUCUAUUUACACAUUAGUCCCUUUCGUUAAAAAAAGUCACUGACUUCCAACAAUGAUAUUGUUGGGGGAAAUGAAAGAGUUAAGUAAGUAAAAAUCUCCUUAGAGCCCAACAACAAGCAUCUUCCCCUUACAUCUUGCUUAUGGACGUGCGACACAUUUCUUUCUAACAUCUAUUCCCUUACUGUCUGUCCAGUUCUCGUUAGCACAUGCAGCUCUAACAGUGUCCACUCAAAAAUCUAGCUUACUGAUAUAUGUUCAACAACAAUAGUAAACAAUGGUGCUGAAGUGUAUACUAAUGUUUGUAAAUUAUUUGAGACAUGGAUGUAAGUUUGCACUGUCACACAUUUUGUGAGUUAAAGUUUUAGCAGUGUGCUGUGUGCUUGUUUUAUUUUUGUUUUUCUUUUGUGAUUAUUUUUUUCAUUUUCAUUUUGUUUUGAUUCAAACUGUGUGUGAGAAGGUGUACUGACACGUUUAAUGCUAGAAACUCUUAAAAAAAAAAAACAUGUAUAAUGGUCGUUUAUUUCUCUUGUAAAUAUAACAAAACAAUUUAUAACGCUUCGUUAGAUAUCAAAGCCUCUCAGGAUUGGAGUCCGCAACGUUGUGUCCAGUUGGACUGAUGAGAAUCCUCUCUCUGCCUCACCUCUGUGCUCAUUAACAAACCAAGAGGGCAUUUCAGUAGCCAAAAGUGGUGUUUUUGCCCCAACUUCAGUCUCAUCUUGUUGAUAUGCACCAGACAAGCAGCACUAGACUCAGAGUUGAUGUGCCAAAGGCAAACACUGCCCUCCAGAGGGUCCACUUAGCACAGCAUUUGCUGGAUGGAUGCUGGUGAGGAUACAGUACAAUGACAUGAUUUUAGUAGCCUACAAUCUGUACUGGUGUGUUCAAAGGACUCAUUGAGAGUCCGGGGAUUCAUUCGAAUUGAAAAUGGAUAUGUCUUUUUUCAUUUGGAUCAUCUAGAUAAAUAAGAUAAAUUAUUUUCCCUUGAAUCACAUAACACAUUUUUUUUUCAUUCCUGCAAAUAUUCUUGUCUCUGUUAAUUUAUAAUAUAAUUAUGAAUAUUAGAUUUAUUGUUUUCAAAGAUUACUAUUUUGUAUCCUUUUGAUUCUUCUGAACAGUGAAGGGAUUGCAUCUGAGGUGAUGAGUCUAAUAUGUACACACACACACACACACACACACACACACACACACACACACACACACACAGAGUGAUCUCUUCCUCUUACCUUAGAGGCUUACUAUUCUGAUUUAACCUCAAAGGUUGAAUUUUGUUUGCCUGUUGUUAAAAAAAAAAAAAAAAAGUAGGUACAGAGCGAAAACAGGGUAUUAAUGAGAGAUCACAGGUGGAUGUGUGUGCACAAAAUGUAAAGAUCAUUACGGAUACCUCUGCCGCUGCAAACCUGUCCUGUUUUCCUCAAUUUUUAUUUCUUCCUUUUCUCACCAGCGUCAUGUAAAAAGGCAACGUGUUCUCAGUAUGUCGUGUGUAAUUACUGAAAGGUGUGGUUUAAGAGUAGAAGGCAUCCAAUAGUGAAGGGAGGGAGUGGUCACCCAAUGUAUGGAGCCUAUAUGGCAUGGGAGAUGUGGGCAGGGAAAGGAUGAGGUAGGAGAAAAAUAGUUUAUAUAUUUAAAAAAAAAAAAAAGAAACUAAAUGUA